AUGGGGACGAUAUGGCGGCUCUCCACAUUAAUGCUCUUGUUAAUGACGUAUUCUGCUCUGCUCAGUGCUCAUCGUGAACACAAGGUCCAUAACAUCGUGUUGUAUCCUGAUAAGCACAGUUGGUGCAAGACGACGCCCAUAAAGCAAGUAGUGACAUGGCCCCAGUGUUCUUCACAGGAAUUGGAUAAUAACGUAUGCGUCGGCGCUUGUUUCUCAUACAUGGUACCCCACAGCGAACCUUCCGCACCCGGUGAUCUCAUAAGACCUUAUUGCGACUCCUGUCAACCCCUGGACAGCGUUUGGCAUACCGUUACGCUAGAUUGCAAAGAUGAGCAGAAUAAUCCAGUGACCAUGCAGAAGAAGGUUCAGAUUAUCACAAAUUGCUCCUGCAGUUCUUGCAUGGAAACUUCGAAGAUUAAGCCAGAUUACAACACCCUACUGCAGUCGCUGACGGAGGAGAACUUGGACAAGAAUGUGAACGUGGCGCACGAGACACCCGACUUACUUUUGGAUCCGAACUUAAACGCCUCGAAGAACACGACGAGAGAUGGAGCGCAAACCAACGAGCUUCUUCAACUCGUCAAGAAAUUCAAGGUUGAUUCGAAACUGGAUGAAAAUGAGAAAAAAUUGUUCUCUAAGUACGAUGAAAAGAUUGAUUUGGAAAAACUGAAGGAGAUGUUGAAGAAGAACAGUCAAGAGGACAAGGAGGACGAGCACGAGCAUCAUCAUCAGCAUCAACACGAGCACCAGCAUCAACAUCAACAUCAACAGCAGCAGCAACAGCAUCUUCAUCACGGACCGCAUCACUCUCUGGUGUUGGACUCGGACGUGAAGGAAAAGAUCGACGUGGAGCCGCAUUACCUGCAUCCCGCCGUCGCCGGACAAGAGAUCAGUUACCACGACAACAUCCUGGUCGGUAAAGAAAAGAAGAAGGACUUCUAGACUCGUCGAAGCGGAAUUCGUCGUUGCACGAGUGUCGCCUUCGUUCGCCACGCUCGAAAAAAAUUUGCAGUAGUUAGUUGAGAAACGCGUAUAGAUAUUUUUGAUAAGCGAACGAUUAGGAUACCUAGUCCACUAUCUGAUUUUAAUUCUACGUAUUUAUUUACGUAACGAUAAUUGGGUCGUGAGAUAUUAUUUGUUGAUAUAUUUAUUGAUAAUUAUUUUUACAAAAUUACAUAAUAAUGAUUUAUUAUACAUUUUUACAUGAUAAUUGUUGUACAUUUUUACAUGAAAAUUGUUGUACAAAGAGAGACAAAAAUCUCCUUCAUAUUUUAUAUUUUAUAGCUUAUCGUGAAAAAAAAAACUUUUAAAAAUGACAUGCAAGUUAAAAAUAAAUGCAAUCCCUGUAUUUUGAAAUUAAUUCUGUCUAUUGAAAAUGAAAAGGUAAAAUCGGAAGAGCGUGCGUGAGAGAGUGAAAAGAUUGGAAUGGGAGAAAAAAUUCUAAUAUAUAUUUAAUUGUUAUUAUGUUAAUUAAUUAUUUAAAUAGUUGCAUGACAAUCGGGGCGUUUAUUCGAUUUUAAGCAUACGGAGUGACGCUUUAGUGAGAUUUAUAUCCCAAUCGAUAAAAGUAUAUGAAUGAUACUCUGAAUAUCCGUCUCGAUAUGACAUCUGGCCUCUACGGCUUGCAUUGUAUUAUUCUCCUUAGAGAAUAAAGAUCAUCGUGGUCAACAUUCACAUCUUCUCGAUGAUAUUUUGCAAAAGUUCUUCCCUCAUCUCCAUGGACAUUCUUCAUUUACAGGAAGCGUAACUUAUCGUUAAGAAUAAUAUGCUACAUGACGUCAUUCUUAGAUCUUUCUAACACAUAACUUUCCUUUCUUAUUUCUUUGCAUUUAUUCUUCUUAACUAUUUUACACUGUGAGAACUUUUAUAUUGUCUAUCUUCAUACAUCUAAUAAAGAUAAUCUUACUAAAUUUCCGUUUUACUCAUCUCACUUGAGAUAUUUGUAGAUCGUAUGCAAAGAUAAAUUUAAUAUUUAUUUUAAAAAAACUUUAUUAUUUGUAUUGUGUAUUUAAACACACACACACACACACACACACACACACAUUAGUAUAUGGAUCAGAAACUUUUCUUUGUACUUGAAUUUUCUCAAUUAUAUAAGUGAGGUAAUAGAUAAGAAUUAGCGAAUCUUGACGGAACAUUCAGAAAUAACAGAAUUGCGUUACGUGACGAUAUCCUUAUCGAAUUUGUCGAUAUUUAAACGGAUAUCUGAAUAGCUGGAUUUAGAGAUUGUCUAAUUUGUAUCGAUAUAAAUAAGGAAUAAAGAUAACGUUUUAUGAUAAACU
Molecule: messenger RNA, 2282 nt
Organism: Monomorium pharaonis (pharaoh ant)
Lineage: Eukaryota; Metazoa; Arthropoda; Insecta; Hymenoptera; Formicidae
Product: cyclin-dependent kinase 8
Exons: 3
Coding region: 1-942 (313 amino acids)
Biological process (GO): animal organ morphogenesis
Molecular function (GO): BMP binding; receptor ligand activity
Source: RefSeq, a predicted model, not a curated record